This is a messenger RNA of Geodia barretti, 3054 nucleotides long. The record is from the annotation of a GenBank genome assembly. Lineage: Eukaryota; Metazoa; Porifera; Demospongiae; Tetractinellida; Geodiidae.
AUGCGGGGCGAGACAGGGCGCGCCAACCUCUUCACGCGCCGCGCCAUCAUCGUGGGCGGCGCGCAGGCGCUGCUGACGGCCGGGCUCGCCGGGCGGCUCUAUCAGCUUCAGGUCGUCGACUCCGAGCGCUAUCAGGUUCUCGCCGACGAGAACCGCAUCAACAUGCAGCUUCUGCCGCCGGCGCGGGGCCGCAUCUUCGACCGGUUCGGCCAGAUUCUCGCCGAGAACCGGCUCAACUAUCGGCUGAUCCUGGUGCCUGAGGCGGCGCUGGAUCUCAACCGGGCGCUGGACGAAAUCGCUCGGCUGGUGCCGAUCGAAGACCACGAUCGCGAGCGGGUCCUGCGCGAGGCCAGGCGCAAGCAGAAGUUCGUCCCGAUCACGGUCCGCGAGAACCUGACGUGGGAGGAAGUCUCGCAGAUCGAGGUCAACGCGCCCGAUCUGCCCGGCGUGAUGAUCGACGUCGGCCGGCGCCGCCUCUACUCCUUCGGGCCCGACACGGUCCACAUCGUCGGCUACGUCGGCGCCGUCAAUGAAUCGGAGCUGACGGACGAUCCGCUGCUCACGCUCCCGGACUUCCGCAUCGGCAAGAACGGCGCCGAGAAGGUGCUGGAGACCUCGCUCCGCGGCGAAGCCGGCUCCCGGCAGGUCGAGGUCAACGCCUAUGGCCGCGUGAUUCGCGAGCUCAGCCGCCGGACCGGCCGGCCGGGCGACGACCACAUGCUGACCAUCGACCUCGGGCUUCAGCAGUACGUCUCGGCACGCUUCGGCGAGGAGAGCGGAUCGGCCGUGGUCCUCGAUGUCCAUUCCGGCGAGAUUCUGGCGCUGGCGUCGAUGCCGAGCUACGACCCCAACCUGUUCACCUCCGGCAUCAGCCAGCGGCAAUGGCGCGAGCUGAUCGGCCAUCCGCGCUUCCCGCUCAGCAACAAGUCGAUCGCCGGCCAGUAUUCGCCGGGAUCGACGUUCAAGAUGAUCGUGGCGCUGGCUGCGCUCGAAAGCGGCGAGGGCAUGCUCAAGGUCGUGAACGACCCCAAGGGCACCGCCUACCGCGCGCGCAUCGAGGAACCGACGCUCGCCAUGGCCGGCAAGACCGGGAGCGUGCAGGUGCGGCGGAUUUCCGAGCGCGAGCACCGCUCGGGCGUGAUGAAGAACGAGGACCGCCCGUGGAAGGAGCGCGACCACGCGCUCUUCGUCGCCUACGCGCCGCUCGAGCGGCCGCGGUACGGCGUCGCCGUCGUCGUCGAGCACGGCGGCAACGGCGGUUCCGUGGCCGCGCCGAUCGCACGCGACAUCCUGCGCGAGGUUCAGCGCCGCGACCCCGUCGGCGCGCGCACGCUCUCUCACGCCCGUGCCACGACCCAACGAGACCGCCUGAUGGCACAGCUGGACAUUGGCAGCCAUCAGGGCUUUCGGAUUGCCGAGCGGCUCCUCAGGCUCGACUGCCGUGGGCGUCGCGCCAGAUGGUCUGGUUCGGCUGCGGGCCUCCUGGUGAUGCUCGCGGUGGCGAUCAUCGACAUCGGCUUCUGGCUGCGCGCGGCCUACACGAUUUACGGCCUCGCCUUCGCCCUGCUGGUCGGCGUCGAUCUGCUCGGCGCGGCGGUCAUGGGCGCGCAGCGCUGGAUCGACCUCGGCGUGAUCCAGCUACAGCCAUCGGAACUCAUGAAGAUCGCGCUGGUGCUGGCACUCGCGCGCUAUUUCCACGGCGUCGCCCUCGACGCACUCGGCCGCAUCCGAACCUACCUCCCGCCGCUGCUCAUGAUCCUCGCACCCGCCGCGCUGAUCCUGCGCCAGCCCGACCUGGGGACUGCGCUGCUGCUCGCGCUCGGCGGCGGGAUCAUGCUGUUCCUGGCGGGAAUCAAGGCAUGGAAGAUCGGUGUAGGCAUCGUGCUCGUACUCGGCUCCGGCCCGAUCGCCUGGCAAUUCCUGCACGACUAUCAGAAGACGCGCAUUCUGACCUUCUUCGAUCCCGAAGCGGAUCCGCUGGGCGCGGGGUACCACAUCCUGCAGUCGAAGAUCGCGCUGGGUUCCGGCGGCAUGUUCGGCAAGGGAUAUCUGCAGGGGACCCAAAGCCACCUCAACUUCCUGCCGGAGAAGCAGACCGAUUUCAUCUUCACGAUGAUGGCGGAGGAGCUGGGAUUCUUCGGCGUGGCCGGCGUGCUCCUGCUGUACUUGGGGAUCGCCACCUACGGCGUGGUGAUCUCCACCCGGAGCAACAACCAUUUUGGCCGCAUGCUCGGCAUGGGGAUCACGGUCACGUUCUUCUUCCACGUCUUCUUCAAUAUCGCGAUGGUGAUCGGGCUCAUCCCCAUCGUCGGCCUGCCGCUCCCGCUGAUCUCCUAUGGCGGGAGCUCCAUGUUGAGCCUGAUGCUGGGUCUCGGGCUGCUGCUCUGCGUCGGGCGUCCACCGCGACGUCGUCAUCACGCGCCGCCCCGGCGGCGGCGCGUCGUAGGCGGAGACGGCUGCGGUUUCCAUUGCGCGCGCCUUUGGCGUAACGGCUCAGACGAUCGUGGCCUCCACCGUGCCCAGCCCCUCGAUCUCGUAGACGAAGCGAUCGCCCGCCUCGGGGAACUGCGUCGCCAGCGUGCUCCCGGUCAUCACGACCAUGCCGGCCUCGAGCGUCGUCCCCCUCGAAGCGAGCUGGUUGGCGAGCCAGACCAGCGAGUUCAGCGGAUUCCCCAUGGCGGCGCCGGUGACCGCCGCAGCCGGCGGGGCGUCGUUGAUCCGCAGGGAAACCGGCGUGUUGGCGAGAUCGAGCGUGCGCCAUUCGGUGCAGCGCGGCCCCAGAACGAUUCCGGCGCACCAUGCGUUGUCCGCGAGGAUGGAGAGAGCGUCGACGUCGUCGUGGUCGGCAUGGCGGUCCUCGAUCAGCUCGAAGGCCGGCAUGCAGGCCGCAAUUCGGGCUGCCGCAUCGUCGAGGGCGAAGGGCCCGUCCACGUGGCGGAAGGCCGUGCCGAUCUCCACGGCAAGCUCGAACUCGAUCCCGAGAUGGGUGUAAUCGGCGAGCGCGAUCCUGGGCGGGCGAGCGGUGCACCGCGGUCUCGAAGACCACGCCGCUGA